UUUUGGAUGAAGAGUUUUGUUGUUGUCGUUUCGUUGCACACGUAGAAUGUGAAGAUUGAUUGGUCGGUGCGGUGUUUGUCUCGCCCCUCCUCCACUUUGAUUGGACGGCUGGAUUAAAAAGUGACGUUCAACGACCGGUAAAAAACGCCUCGCGCUGUGCCUGCGAUUUUGCAGCUACGACUCUUUUUCUCCAUCAUCACCAGCCUACUAAACUAAAUAGAAAUCAAGUCAGAGAAAACAAUAAACAGAGAAAAAAGCAUCGGCUGAUAACACUUCAUAAUAAACAAAAAAUGUAUUUACAUUAGUUUAACCCUCUGCAUUAGUUAACAUGGACAUAGCCUAUUUCUACCGAGUUAAUGUAGCAUUUAAUACUACAUUUUUAAGAUCAAAAGUUGUAUCUGUUUGCAAUGGUUAAUGCUCUGUGAACAAUUAAUAGCCUAACAUUUUAAAGUAAAGUUUUACCACCUCUUGACCACGUAGGUAGGCUACAUAAAAUGUCAGUUUGGAUAACCUGAAUGUCUGAAUUACAAAACAACUCCUAUAAUUUAUCAUGUUACAAAUCUUAUAGAAACAAUUAAUAGACAGUUGAAGCUUCAGAUUCUCUAUUUGAAUGAUAAUCCCUGAACUGUGAUUGUUUAUCCUGAAUAAUCUAAUUACAGCUUCUCCUGUAGGCUUAGCAUACAGAAUUGUUUAGUCUUCCAUUUUCAUUAAAACCAUGUUACCAAAUAUUAGCACUGUAGUAGGCUACUGUAGUAAUCAAUACAAAACUGUAGUCUAAAAUACUUUAUUUAUAAACAAUAAGAUUUAUCAAAAAAAAAUCUUCUAUAGCCUAGAGAAAGAGUCAAAAAAUAAACCCAACAGGAAAAGAUCUAAAAAGACAGUGGGUGGAGACGACAAUGAAGAGAAGAGAUGUGUGGAGCAGAGAGCAGGUUUAGCCCAGUAAUGUGGAGAAGAAGCGUGUUUGAUCAGGAUGUGCUGAAGCUCACGGCAUACACACUUCACACAAGCUUCUGAAGCUCAGCGAGCAGAAGACACAGAGACAGCACUGGACCACUCUUUCAUUCAGGACAGGACCUCAACCAAGAUCAGACAAAUGACACAGCAGAGAUCGGACAGUCUGGAGUCAGCGGACUCCGAGCUGGCACAGUGUGAGACGGAGGUGAGCACUUUACUGCAGAUCAUUUCUGAGCUCAACAGGAAGAUGGACUGCCUACAAAUACCACGGGUCUGUGUUCUCAGAGAGAUGAAACCUCCUGAGGGUCACGUGUGUGUCGAUGGGUGCGUCCCGCAGCAGGGCUUGAGAUCUUCAGCCUGCAGCCUCACAGCGGCGGACGCUGGCAAAGUAUCUGUGGAGACCAAGACCAAGAACAUCUGCAGGGACUCAGAAGGGGGCAGCAGUGAUCUUUGGAACGAUCUACAGAAGGUCCUCUCUGCUCUCGAGACCUCUAGCGGUCAUGGGAGGAAGAUGCUCAGGCUUCAAACGCAGAAUUCGGAGAUAGUUCAAGCACACCAUCUCUCUGCAGCCCGGGAGAGCUGGGUGAAGGCCACACAGGUGCUGGAGGAGAUGGAGAGCGAUUUGGGGAUCUCAUACCCCUCUGCUCUUCCCCCUGAUGAGAGACGUCAGUAUCAGCGGGAUGUUCUCUCACUGUACAAACACAACCAAGACCUCAACACCUCUUUGAAGAGCCAUCAGGAAGAGCUUAUAGAAGCCGAAAGUUUGUUGAUUGAUCUUGAGGACGAGAAAAAGUGGCUGAUGGAAAAGUUAGUGGACCUGAAGAGGAAGUGGCUGUACGGAGUGAGUCGUUCUCCUCCUGUUAGUCCAUCAUUGUCCUCUAGUCGAACUUCGAGCCCUUCCUUUUCCUCUCCUCCAUAUCCUGGAUCCCCUCUGCUGUCCCGCAAACUGCCUGGCUCCAGGCCGGACUCCCCUUCAUCUCCCUGCACCGUUGAUUCUGUGCUUCAGGCCGAGAUAGAAAAGCUGCAGAGGUGCCUGGAGCGACUGAAAGCUCGGAAUGAGCGCCUGAAUGGCGCACUGGUCAGGAGGAAAGGAGAAUCAGAGCAGCUGAGCAUGAGUCUUAGCCGACAGGAGGCAGACAGCUCGGCUCUACACAUGGCUCUCGCAUACUGUGAGGAGUGUGAGGAGGCUUACAGUGAUCUACUAUCCCUGUACGAAGCCAGAAAACAACAGAACGCAGAACAAAUAAGCACACCGCAGUCUGACUUCUCAGAAGUGAACACGGACAAAGGCGAGCCAUCCUCCAGUCCACUAGAGAGCAGCGCUGAGAACAGAACAAACAGCUUAUCGGGACAGGAGUUUGAGGGCCAGGCUGGUGUAAUUCUCCAGAGGAUCGCCAGGCUGAAACAGGACAGGGCCGCAAUGUGUAUCCCGCAGCGGGUCAAAGCAGGAGAGGGCAAGAUCAGUCCUGACACUGGCACGCUUACAGGGACCAGAGGUCGCACCAGUUCACUUUCCAAAAACACUAAAGAAGAGAAAGCGGUUCUACUGUAUGAGCUGGUGACAGUCAGGGAGGAGAUGUCAGAGAUGCGUGGGAAUCUUCGGCUUCUGGAAAAAGAGAGACGGUGUUUGGACCUGGCGCUGAUGGUCCAGAGUGCCCAAGAUUCUGCUGGCGCUCUGAUCCUGGACAGUCUGCGGGAUGAGUUGGAGGAGAGGAGAGCCACCCAGCAGAGAAUUGCUGACAACCUGGCAAAUAUAGAAGUUGAAGGGGAAAUUCCUGGUCCUCGCAAUCGCUCUAUCCUAAGAGAACUGCAAGCAGCUCUGCAAAGGGAGCAAUCACUGAAGAAGAGAGUGGCAGCUUUACGUGAGUCGCUGGACUCAGCGGUCACAGACAGCACCACUCAGAGGAGGGUCAACAGAGAAGAGAAUGCACGUCUCUCCCGCUACUACAAUAAAAUCUCAAGCACUUACAGAAGUUCUCGGAAAAAGCACCAGGAGCAGCUGUGGCGUCUGGAGAAGCAAAUGGCAGUAAUGAACGAACGUCACGCUGCCAAGGAGGCUGAGCUAAGUGCCACACUGGAAGCUAUGAAGUCGACGAGAGAGGAGACCAUACUCUAAAAGACGCUACAGCACAGUUCUCAUUUCAUUGACAAAUAUUUCCGAAGGCCAAUGCCUGGUGGAUUUUGAGUUUGAGGUUGGGUAAUGAUUGACUUAGAAAUACUCAGCAUAUAAUCCACUGAACUCCUAAAAACUAAAUUGCCACUAAAUUGUUGCCAAGGAUGUGCCAUUUAGCUCUUCAAAGGUUAAUCUUUUACUGAGAUAUUAUGUAUAAUUUGGUAGUAAAAAGUAAAGCCUUGCGUAUUUUAUUGGUUCAUGGUGAGUAUGUGCAUUUUGUAAAAUGUUUGCAACAACUUUUUAUCACCUAAUUAGAACCACCCAGGCUCCAAACUAACAUUUGAGCAGUCGGUCUGGUGCCAAUAAGUUCUACUGAUGGCGUCACUGGCACCAGCACCUUAUUUGGUGACGCUGGGGGAAUUUGUUACCAUAAAGGUAAUUAAAUGAUAUUACUAUUGAUUUAGAUUAAUAAGGGCAGUUAAUUAACAACAUCAACAUGCAAAAAUCUCAUUUUAUUGGGAAUUGUUUUAGUAUUCUUCUCUAAUUGAAUGUAUCGUUGUUGUACUUUAGUAUCAUACCGACAGCAUCAGGGAUUAUAAAAGGAGCGCUCUUUAAUUGCUUUCUGUGUGAUUCAGUUACAAUUUGAGGAAAAGUUUUUGUUUUUCAUGAGACUUCUUCUUCCUUCUUUUUCACAUCCGAAAUCACCCCUAUACCCUUAAAUAGUGCAUCAUUUGAGGGGACAGCCAUUUGUAGUAGUGUCCAAAACCAUAGUGGAUGUUAUUGAGUACACUCAUUCUAUCCCACAUUGCACCGCGAUAACAAAUGUACAGCCGAUGUACGCUCUACGGCUGUCUGAAAUUAGCUUACUUGUUUUCAUUCAUUCUUUCAAGUAAACAGUAUUAGACUAACGUAAGGAAUAGGGAUUGAGGGUUUAGGGGGCGAUUUCAGAUUCAGCAACUGGAAAUGGCUAACAAGUCAAUAAGUGCUCCCUUUCCCCCAUCUACUGGUUAUUACGUUAAAAAUAACAUUAAAAAUGAUGAUUAUUUAGAGCUAUGAAGUGGUGAAAAAAGUGUAAAACUCUUGAAAGUCAUGAAAAAUGGCUUGAAUUUCACUCUUAAAAGGUUGUACGAGGCCUGAGAUGAGAAAUGUAAAAACAUUAGAUUAUUUCUGGCACAAUACCAUGGUUACAGUUAGCGUCGUUGUGGAUUGAUAAGCGCACAAUGUUUCUCUUGGAUUGCAUAUGUCAGCACUGUUUGAUCUGUGGUUUAUAACAGAGAAUUGUUUGCCAGAUUUGAUUGCUUCUCACUAAUUUUGCAGCCAUGUUAUUAAUACUACGGCAAAUUCAAAGGCUUUCUGAACGAAUCUCUCAGCGCUGUCAAAAUUUAGUCACAGACCAGCAGAAAAAAAGGUCACAAAAAUGCGACCAUUUUGUUGCAGUCUGGAGUCCUGCCACCAAAACUACUAACUAGUGUCGUCUGUCACAUACGCAAAGUACUGAAAAUCAAUGUGUAAAUAAAUGUAAAUCUUUACUUGCAUUUUUAUAACACUAUGCGGUAAGUGUGUCCCAUCAGGUAAUCAAAGGUCAUUUGGAUAGGCUUGAUAUACGUAACUCAGCUCAUGUGAGUGUACAUUUUAAAUACACAUUUAUAAUGUAUUAUUCAUUCAUAUUCAUUGUGUGUUAUAAGUAUUAUUCAUUUCUUUAUGUGUACGACUGUGUCUGUAAAAAAUUGCAAGUGCAUUUUAUUUAUCAUUUACAUUAAAGUUUUUGACACUUUAAA
Pimephales promelas (fathead minnow) is the source of this 4845-nucleotide messenger RNA. It is a transcript of the gene ushbp1, whose product is annotated as Usher syndrome 1C binding protein 1. NCBI's taxonomy places the organism in Eukaryota, Metazoa, Chordata, Actinopteri, Cypriniformes, Leuciscidae. The record is from RefSeq and is a predicted model, not a curated record.